CUUGAUCCACAUGCUGAAAUGCAACAUUGGCACAGGACUCCUGGGGCUUCCUUUGGCCAUAAAGAAUGCUGGCUUAUUGGUGGGUCCUAUCAGUCUUCUGGCCAUCGGCAUCCUCACUGUACACUGCAUGGUCAUCCUGCUGAACUGCGCCCAUCACCUCACGCAAAAACUGCACAAGACUUUUGUCAACUACAGCGAGGCCAUGAUGUACAGCUUGGAAACCUGCUCGAACCCUUGGCUGAGGGCUCACUCCAUGUGGGGAAGGUACAUGGUCAGCUUCUUAUUAAUCAUCACACAACUGGGCUUCUGCAGCGUCUACUUUAUGUUUAUGGCAGACAAUUUUCAACAGAUAGCAGAAGAAGCCCACAUCACCUCCAAGACCUGCCAACCCAGGAAGAAUUUGGUGCUGCACCCCAUCCUGGACAUCCGAUUCUACAUGCUGAUCAUCCUGCCCUUUCUGAUCCUACUGGUGUUUGUCCAGAACCUCAAGGUGCUGUCAAUCUUCUCAACAUUGGCCAGCAUCACCACCCUGGGGAGCAUGGCUCUGAUCUUUGAGCAUAUCCUACAGGGGAUCCCGUUUCCCAGCGACCUACCUUUGAUGGCCAACUGGGAGACCUUCCUACUGUUCUUCGGUACAGCCCUCUUCACGUUUGAGGGUGUCGGUAUGGUGCUACCUCUCAAGAACCAGAUGAAAAACCCACAGCACUUCUCCUUUGUUCUGUACAUUGGGAUGUCCCUGGUCGUCGUCCUCUACAUCCUCCUAGGGACACUGGGCUACAUGAAGUUUGGAGCAGACACCCAGGCCAGCAUCACCCUUAACUUGCCCAACUGCUGGUUGUACCAGUCAGUCAAGCUGAUGUAUUCUGUUGGCAUUUUCUUCACCUAUGCACUCCAGUUCCAUGUCCCUGCCGAGAUCAUCAUCCCGUUCGCCAUUUCUAAGGUGUCAGAGGACUGGACGCUAUGUGUAGACCUGUCUGUUCGCACAGGCUUGGUCUGUCUCACCUGUGUCUCGGCCAUCCUCAUCCCCCGCCUGGACCUGGUCAUCUCCCUGGUGGGCUCUGUGAGCAGCAGCGCCCUGGCCCUCAUCAUCCCGCCCAUCCUGGAGAUCACCACCUUUUACUCUGAGGAUCUGAGCGGUGCUACCAUUGCCAAGGAUAUCAUGAUCAGCUUUCUAGGCCUCUUGGGGUGCAUAUUCGGGACCUAUCAAGCCCUCUAUGAUUUGAUUCAACCUGUCAAUUUCAUAGCUAACUCCACUGAUGUCUAUGCAUAAUUCUCAAUUUUUAUUUUAAUAGCACUCCCUUCCUCCCAUCCUAAUUUGACUUCCCUGUGGAUGCUGUAUACAUUCAU
This is a messenger RNA of Ochotona curzoniae (black-lipped pika), 1347 nucleotides long. RefSeq names its product proton-coupled amino acid transporter 3-like. NCBI's taxonomy places the organism in Eukaryota, Metazoa, Chordata, Mammalia, Lagomorpha, Ochotonidae. Gene Ontology annotation, biological process: glycine transport; proton transmembrane transport; proline transmembrane transport. The coding region runs from base 11 to 1270 and encodes 419 amino acids. Gene Ontology annotation, molecular function: glycine transmembrane transporter activity; L-alanine transmembrane transporter activity; L-proline transmembrane transporter activity. The record is from RefSeq and is a predicted model, not a curated record. The transcript is spliced from 9 exons. Gene Ontology annotation, cellular component: vacuolar membrane.